Lasiodiplodia theobromae is the source of this 363-nucleotide messenger RNA. Its product is annotated as ABC transporter ATP-binding protein. The transcript is spliced from 3 exons. Bases 1 to 363 code for a protein of 120 amino acids. NCBI's taxonomy places the organism in Eukaryota, Fungi, Ascomycota, Dothideomycetes, Botryosphaeriales, Botryosphaeriaceae. The record is from RefSeq and is a predicted model, not a curated record.
AUGUCCGAGGGAAACAUUGACGAUGAGGCGCGCCGCAUUAUCUCCCGCCAGAUCGAAAAGCUGGAGAGACACUACCCAGACCACGGCACUGGUGAUCUUGAACUCGCCCAUGAGAUGUACCAAGGCGUGAUCUACCUCGAAGUCUUCUUUCGCGCCACCGCCCGUCACGGACACAAGACGAUAGCCGUAGCCCAUGGGGGCUCGCGUGACGAGGUGUUCUACGCGCUUGUGCCUAGACUGUACAUGAGGGAGGUCAGGUUCAGGAUCGAGGAGCGCGGCAAGGACUGUGACUUCAGGAUGUGGAAGAGGCGCAUCGGGUUCGUCUCCCGCCCAUCUCCUUUGCGCCAAGGAUGGACCGCCUAG